Messenger RNA from Pungitius pungitius (ninespine stickleback), 3208 nucleotides. RefSeq names its product Enah/Vasp-like a (gene evla). NCBI's taxonomy places the organism in Eukaryota, Metazoa, Chordata, Actinopteri, Perciformes, Gasterosteidae. Gene Ontology annotation, molecular function: actin binding; SH3 domain binding; profilin binding. The coding region runs from base 422 to 2530 and encodes 702 amino acids. The transcript is spliced from 14 exons. Gene Ontology annotation, biological process: positive regulation of actin filament polymerization; actin polymerization or depolymerization; protein homotetramerization. Gene Ontology annotation, cellular component: cytoskeleton. The record is from RefSeq and is a predicted model, not a curated record.
CUCCCCUCCUCCCUUCCGCACGCAGAAUUAGCAUUUCCCCCCACUCGAAAUCUCUCCACCUCACCAAAACACCCCGAAUGGAAAGAAGCCGUGCCACGACGGAAGCUGCGGCCGAAGACCCCCGUCCGCUGUGGCCGAGCGUGGACUGAAGGAUGCGCGGCGGCGCGUCCGGAGAGCAGAGACCACGCAGCACGCCGCGGGUGGGAGAAGACACCCGUGUCCUCGCCUCGCGUCAUCAUCAAGCCGCUAUUGUCGUUACAGACGCGCACAAGGGACACAGAGUGGAAGCAGGGGGUGUAUGUGUGUGUGUGUGGGGAGGGAGGGGGGGGGGCGGAUUCGAGCCUUUCCCGACUGUGUUUCAAGAACAAUAAGCGGACCGUCGGUUCCCGUCAUCUAACGGGCCGAACAAAAAGACGAGAGGAUGAGUGAACAGAGUAUCUGCCAGGCGCGGGCCUCUGUGAUGGUCUAUGACGAUGCCAGUAAGAAGUGGGUGCCCAUCAAGCCGGGCCAGCAGGGCUUCAGCCGCAUCAACAUCUACCACAACACUGCCAACAACACCUUCAGAGUGGUGGGCGUCAAACUGCAGGACCAGCAGGUGGUGAUCAACUACUCCAUAGUGAAGGGACUGAAAUACAACCAGGCCACCCCGACCUUCCAUCAGUGGCGUGACGCCCGCCAGGUUUAUGGGCUGAACUUUGCCAGCAAGGAGGAGGCCACCACCUUCUCUAACGCCAUGCUGUUUGCCCUCAACGUCCUCAGCUCACCUGACGGUGGAGGUCCAGUCGUCCAGCGGCAGAAUGGACCCUCCUCCGAGGAAAGCGAGGCACAGAGGAGGAUGAUGGAGCAACAUCAGAUGCAGGCGCACAAGGAGAGGGAGCGGCGGACAUCAGGAUCAGUCGUUUCCACUCUCCAAUAUAAAGUGUCCACUCCUCCCACCCACCCAAACACCCCUCCUGAGUACAGACAGUACAGAGCUAGCACACUGCCACCCUCCUACGUCCGCGUGGCCUCCUCCUCUCCCCCGUCCUCUGCCUCGUCCUCUCCCUCUCAGGAGAAGGAGGUGGGGGCUGCUAGGGACAGGGCCCAGCUCUCCUCCCAGCUCUCCACCUCGCUCGCCUCGGCCUUUUCCCCAGUCCAGGCAGGAGUGACCACCCUGGGCCGACAGGUCCGUCAGAUACCCCUGUCUCCCCCCACAGCAGCCCGCCACCUGCACCACCAGCAGCAACAACAACAACAACAACAACAACAGCAACAGCAGCAGCAGCAACAAGACAUCUCGCUGCCCCCAAAACACGGCACCUGGUCCGCCUCCCAAUUGCAGCAAAUGUACGCCCAGUUGCCCCCGUCCGCCUCCCCUCCCGUUAUGAUGGCCAUGCCCGUGAAGCAGGGCUCGCCCCAGCAGCCCAGCCUCCCGUUGGCUCACCCCCUGCCGCCCCUGAGUACCAGAAUGAAGCCCCCGCCCCUUGACCCAAACGCCGCGAUGAGCCACCACGCGUACGCCCAGCAGCAGCAGCAGCAGCCCCGCCCCCACUCCAACGGCCAGCCGGACGGCACCUACUCCCCUCAUUCUCAGCACCUGCCACUCACCCCGCAGUACUGCGAGGCCGUCCCCCUGCCCCCCCUCACAGGUCAGGCAGCCCCAGGCCUCAGCCACCCGCCCCAGUACCCAUCCACCUUCCACCCUCAGCAGCAGCUGCAUCCGCAACAGCAGCAGCAGCAUCAACAGGUGUACCACCAGCAGGCCCAGCCCCCCGCCACCACUUCCUCCUCCUCCUCCUCCUCCUCACCCCCCUCUUACACUGCCAUGUCUGACGGGGGCUCGCCCAAGAAGACCCCCUCCCCCGUCCCCCAGCAGACCCCCAUGUUCAGCAGCAGCCCCCCUGUCUCUGCAGGUCACCCAUCUUUUUGUUCUGUGGCGCCUCCUCCAGCUGCAGUUCCAGCGCCCAUGGCUGGCCCUCCUGCCCCCCCGCCGCCACCGGGCCCACCGCCCCCGAUGGCGGUGCCCCCACCCAUGCCGCCUCCGCUGCCCACCGGUGGAGGGCCUCCUGGGGGCCCGCCCGGUGCCCAGCACCAACCAUCAGGACUGGCUGCAGCACUGGCUGGGGCCAAACUACGCAAAGUACAAAGGGAUGAGAGCAGUCCGCCCGGGUCCAGUGGCAAAAGUGACUCCAACCGGUCUAGUGGUGGCAGUGGAGGAGGUGGGGAGGGACUAAUGCAGGAGAUGAAUGCCUUACUAGCUCGCAGACGAAAAGCUUCAGAGAAACCUGACGAAGAUGACUCUAGUGGUAGAGGGCCCGGUCAGCAGAACUCAACAGACGCUUUGAAGAAGCCGUGGGAACGAUCCAACUCUACAGACAAGUCCUCGCUAGUCUCCAGAGUGAGACCUAUCGGCAGCACUAGUGAAUCAGACACAGAAUUCGACAGAAUGAAACAGGAAAUUUUGGAUGAAGUUGUACGUGAGUUGCAUAAAGUGAAAAAUGAGAUCAUUAACGCCAUCAGACAAGAAAUCGGCAGAAUCGGUACAUCCUAAUCUCAUGUGAGCGCCCGUAGGAGGAGAGCAACAGGAGGAUGGACAUGCGGAUGCACAGACACGAGGACCGGGGGAAUGUUCUCUCAAUGUUUCUGUGACCUCGCGAUGCCACGAUGCAAGUUGCAGAGAUGUUGUGCCAACAUUUGAGUCUGCUGGACAGCGAAAAUGGGGAGAAAGUGACGGAGAAGAGGGGUUAACAAGACAAGGGAAGCUCAAAGAAAAAUUGAAGGACUGAAAAACUCAAAGACGGGAGGAAAAGAGUGACUAAAAGAUGAAUUGAUGGAUGGAAGAGACAUUCGUGCUGAGUUUGGUGUUGUGUCCUCUCUGUGCACCCAUGGACUCAGUCAGCCCAGUGUCGCAGCUCUUUGUUCUCUGUUCAGUCUUAAGAAGAAUUUAUUUUUAUUUUCUAAGUUUUUAAUGUUUUAUUAUUUAAAAACUGUGGUGAUAAUGAUGAUGCCGUUGAUGACAAUGAGUAUUUUAUUUAUAUUAUAGGUGAAAGGAACCUUGCACACCAUUUGUCAGCCUUUUUUAUGUUCUAUUAUUGGUUUGUUUAGUUAUCCCUAACUAUUUCAUUAUCACAAGCACAAAAGGGCAUAGUGGUGCUGCAGACUGGCAUAUUAAAAAAAAAAAAAAAAACUUUAAAAAAAGGCUUUUUAUGCCCUUGUUCAUUCUGGUGUU